Molecule: messenger RNA, 769 nt
Organism: Aspergillus ibericus CBS 121593
Lineage: Eukaryota; Fungi; Ascomycota; Eurotiomycetes; Eurotiales; Aspergillaceae
Exons: 2
Coding region: 117-581 (154 amino acids)
Source: RefSeq, a predicted model, not a curated record
CUUUGUCCGGCCAGAAAGUCUAUCUAUGCAUUGCACACGCGGCUAAGCGGUUCUAGCUUGGGGACAAGAGGGGCGGUUUAGCUUCGGUUACGGACUUCAGCCGAUAUGGUUGUUUAAUGUGUGCACUCCGCUACACUCGCCCAGGAAUGUUCACCCAUAUCCAUGGAUUUCGAGUCCAUAUGCAAAGAAUAAUUCCUGCUGGCCAACCGUGGCCUAAUCCACAUGGUGUCCAUUGGUCUGGUCCGAAAUCCUCACCGACAGAGCUGGUCAAAAGUUUCACUUGGGCUUUGUUCUUGAAUCCCUUGCAUCUGCCUAGCCAAUACCACACGAUGUUCAUGCAGGCCGCGAGCACUCCUCGCAGGGGACCAUGCAUCGUCCCAACAGCAAAGAUUCCAGGCGGCCGUGUCUGGGGAGCCGCCUGCAUUGGUGGCCGCCGAAAAUUGCACGUCCAAAUGGCACUUUCUGCGGGCAGCUGGUCACUUGCCUUUCCGGGCACGAUGCAGUGCGCAAAGCAUUAUGAUUGGCUCAGUUUCCGGCAGGGGAUGAUGCACGGUACCCAAUCAGAGGCCGCCUGUUGGUGAAUGUCUCGACCGAUUCGGACGAGUCCCCCACUCGGCUGGUCUGUAUUCUUCAAUCUUUCAUCCGGGUACCGGUACGGUAACAAUGACCGGAGGUUGGUUGUACCGUUGGGCGAGUUUGGGAGAGUCCUGGGAGAAGGAGAACAACCCCUCAAUUUCAGUGCUGAAUUCCCCUUCCCAGUUUCAAUAGU